AUGGAUGCUCUAUUCGACACCUUCGCGGAUCUUCAGCUGAAGCCCGGAAGCAGCAUCCCACACUACGGCGUGUGGGUUGGGCAGCCCACUCGCUAUACCGCGCAAACCCUCCAACAAGAUCCUACCUCUCCUCACAUCUACCUCUAUUUCACCGACUCUCCCUCGUCCUCCAGCUCGAAGGAGCCCGAAGCCGCCAUCAAUGUCAGAUCCACCGACAAUGAUCACCGCCUUGUCUUCUGGCUCACUCGAAACUUCACCAACCCCAUUACCUCGCAGCUGGAUGACUUGGACGAAGGCUUCCAUCUUCUCAGCGAGUAUGCCCAUCGCAAAAAUCGUAGCUAUAACAGCCACCAUCACAGCCACCACCACGAAAGCCGCCACAACAACGAUGCCGCAACCACCUUGAAAGGCCUGGACUUCAUUCGCACUCCAGGGCUUGUGGACAUAAAGUCAGGCAGUGUGCUCCCCACCGAGGCCAAGGGAUCCAAUAACGACAUCCUUGACAAGUUGGAGCCCAUCCUUACCGAUGCCAUCAACCAGAAAGCUGCCAUGUACAUUUUCGGCUCAUCCUACGGCUCAGGGAUUCACGACAUCCACAUGAACCAAGGCAGUGCCCCAUCAUAUGAAAAUGGAAUCUAUGACGAUGGCGCCUUGCUCUUCAAGUUCGCUGACGGGCAUUGGGAGGCCGUCUUUUUGGCUUUUGCCUCGCAGAGGAUCCCUACGAAUGACAAGGGGGAGUAUGAGCAGAACAGCGAGUCGUUGGCCGCUAUUCUUGGCCAGGCUAAUAGCAGUGACCAGUAA
Molecule: messenger RNA, 801 nt
Organism: Talaromyces atroroseus
Lineage: Eukaryota; Fungi; Ascomycota; Eurotiomycetes; Eurotiales; Trichocomaceae
Exons: 2
Coding region: 1-801 (266 amino acids)
Source: RefSeq, a predicted model, not a curated record